Nematostella vectensis (starlet sea anemone) is the source of this 1271-nucleotide messenger RNA. RefSeq names its product putative agmatine deiminase. Bases 58 to 1134 code for a protein of 358 amino acids. The record is from RefSeq and is a predicted model, not a curated record. Gene Ontology annotation, molecular function: agmatine deiminase activity; protein-arginine deiminase activity. The transcript has 3 exons. Gene Ontology annotation, biological process: putrescine biosynthetic process. NCBI's taxonomy places the organism in Eukaryota, Metazoa, Cnidaria, Anthozoa, Actiniaria, Edwardsiidae.
UUUGGCAUAUAUUCGCGCUCACCAUCUGCGUUUACCAAAACACAUCUAUCUGCAGCCAUGGCCAACGUACUGCUUUUUGGAGGGGCACUAUGCUUGUUAAGUGUUAUCGCUUGUCUUGCUGCAGCCAGUAACGAAGAUGAGAAACAGGUCAUUGUUCUCUCAAUGCCCGGAGAGAGCUACGGCCACUAUUAUGACCUUAAAACCCUUGAAAAGAUCGCAGAAUUUAUCAAGGAGAUGGACCAGAAGACAUUCGGGCGAGACGAUCUGUUCGUUGUGCACGACGAUACGGGAUUAAAACCCAGAUACCUUGGCAAUUACAAUUUCAUCAACGCAAAACUGAUCAAAGUACCGGUAGGCCAGACACUUGAUCUGUGGAUGCGAGACUUCCCUCCUGCCAUGCCUAAGCAACAGAUCAAAUUCAAGUACGAUCCCGACUACCUGAAAGAAACCGAUAAGGCAAAGACCGACACAGUCACGUUUAAAAGAUUCGCUGAAAUGAUUGGAAUUCCCCCAAUGCAUCUCAGUGACAUAGUAAUCGAAGGUGGCAACAUCGUAGAAAAUGGCAAAGACAUCGCCAUCACUACAGCGCGCAUUUACAAUGACAACCCAUCCAUUGAGCAAGCACAGCUAGUUAGGAAGCUUGAGAACGAAAUCAACCGGACUGUGGUAGUGCUGGAUGACCCCAAGGACACAACCGGACACUCGGACGGCCUGGUAUCGUUCGUGGACGAGAACACCUUGCUCAUCUCGAUGUUCGAUGAUGCUGACGCGCCGAGGUACUACAGUUCCAUGGAGAAAGCAGUCACGUCUAAAUUCCCCAAUGUUACCGUGGUUCCUCUGCCUUGCUACACCAAGAAGGAUACAGAGCACGGCUUCAAGACCGCCGAGGGAUCUUACGCCAAUUCGUUAGUCACGAAUAAUGCUGUGUACGUGGCUAUGUACGCGAAUCAGGCGGCUAACGCUGUGGCGGAAAGGGUCUUUAGGGAUAACACUCCGAUCACUAAAGAAGUCAUCCCGGUGUACAAGGCAGGCGAAGUACCGAUCCUGGGUGGAAGCGUUCGAUGUAUGAGCUGGCAAAUUGACCGGAACCAUCCCGUGGCACAGGCGCUAAUCAGCUACGUGGAAAAGCUCUAAGACCUGAUGACGACACGGCAAGGUCCAAUACAACAUGUAUUUAGAAUAUAGAAAUCAGCAAUUAUAUCAGAUGUAAUUUCAAAAAAUGAUUUAAUGAAGUGGUUUAUUGAGUCUCCAAUUAAAACAAAAGAAAUCAA